AUGAAGGUUCAGGCUCUGGCUUUUGCCCUCGCCUUCGGGGCGGGCGUUAUUGCCUCCGAUUCCAACGAGCUCGCCCACCAUUCCGUGACGGCUGAGCAGCUUUCCGCCAUGUCCGAGGCCGAGUCCACCUUCAUCUGCGCAGCGAAGGCGAAACUGGGCAUCUGUGGCCCCACGGGACCCUGCAAGCGUGACUUGGGGGAGACCCAGCAGCCCGCCCAGGGGCAAGCGGCCACCUGCUUCAUCUGCCAGAGCUUACACCCCGAACUCUUCUGCACGCCUGUGCCCAAGCCCCCCAGACGCGGAUGCCCGAACGGCGGCUUCGGUCCUACUUGCGACGGCAGGGGCGGUCCCGGGUGUCCCAGGGACAAGGGAGGGCCCAGAUGCGACAGGAAUCGGCCCCGACGAGGCUGCCCCAACGGCGGCUUCGGCCCCACCUGCGACGGCCUCGGAGGCCCUGGCUGCCCCGAGAACAAGGGGGGGCCCAACUGUGAGCGAAACCGGCCCCGACAAGGUUGCCCCAACGGCGGCUACGGCCCCACUUGUAGCGGCAGAGGCGGUCCCGGCUGCCCCCCCGGUCGCGGCGGGCCCCGCUGCAAGGACUUCGAGCCCGAGCUCGGCUGUCCCAACGGCGGCUUCGGCCCCACCUGCAGCGGCAGAGGCGGUCCCGGCUGCCCCCCCGGUCGCGGCGGGCCCCGCUGCAAGGACUUCCAGAACGAGCGAGGUUGCCCCAACGGCGGCUUCGGCCCCAGGUGCAGUGGCCGAGGCGGCCCCGGCUGCCCCCACGGUCGCGGCGGGCCCCGCUGCAAGGACUUCCAGAACGAGCGAGGUUGCCCCAACGGCGGCUUCGGCCCCAGGUGCAGUGGCCGAGGCGGCCCCGGCUGCCCCCACGGUCGCGGCGGACCCCGCUGCAAGGACUUCCAGAACGAGCGAGGUUGCCCCAACGGCGGCUUCGGCCCCAAGUGCAGUGGCCGAGGCGGCCCCGGCUGCCCCCACGGUCGCGGCGGGCCCCGCUGCAAGGACUUCCAGGACGGUGAUGGUGGUUGCCCUCCGGGUCGUGGCGGUCCCCACUGCGACGAGAACGAGGCCGGACAGGGCUGCCCCCCCGGCCGUGGCGGUCCCUACUGCGACGAGGACAAGCCCGGACCGGGUUGCCCCCGCGGCCGUUUCGGCCCCAAGUGCAAUGGCCCAGGUCGCCCCGGUUGCCCCAAGAAUCUUGGUGGCCCUCGCUGCGAGGACCACGUUCCCGGCCAAGGGCCUUAUGAAGGUUGA
Hirsutella rhossiliensis is the source of this 1269-nucleotide messenger RNA. RefSeq lists its product as uncharacterized. The record is from RefSeq and is a predicted model, not a curated record. The transcript has a single exon. Lineage: Eukaryota; Fungi; Ascomycota; Sordariomycetes; Hypocreales; Ophiocordycipitaceae. Bases 1 to 1269 code for a protein of 422 amino acids.